CUUCAAAGCCUGCAAUGUUAAGCCUUGGAGUCUUCGGUUUGGCAGUCCUUAUUCUGGGUAUUACAGGACGCUUUCGUCCUUCGGCCUUCUUAGUUAAGUAGAAGGGCAACCAUGAAACCCGGAUAUGGUGGCAAGAAGAACAAAAAGAAGAAGCAGAAGAAGCAAAAGGAUCCUAAGAAUGCAGACGCAAGCAUGAAUGAUGCUGCCAUGGUAUCGUCGGACGACGGCAUUGACUACACGAUUCCCAAGGACACUAGCGUAACAGCGGAGCUGACGGCCAAGGACCGGCAUAAGGCCAAGGUAUCGCAGAAGGCGGCGCUGAGGGUUAAGGUCGCCAAGCUCAAGCAGGCCAGGGCCAAGCUCACUAAGCUUCCCGGUAACAAGGUGCAGCGUAAGGAGGUAUCUGCCGCCAAGCAGGAGGCCUUGACGGAGUUGAGAGAGCUGCAGAAGGAUAAGACUGAGAAGAAGGGUGGCAAGAAGAAGAAGGGCAAGGGCAAGCAGGGAGCCGCAGCAGCCCCCGCUGCGGACGGCGCCGCAGCUAUGGACGCCGAGUAGGAGCGUUCUGUGGGGUUUGGUGUGUUGGUACGGGUCGUGCACGACCCAAGCAAAUGUAGCUUAGGCUGCGGCUCAGGUAAUGUCUGGGUCGGAGACGAAAGCUCGACCAGUGAAAGGAUUGGCUACUUGGCUAAAGCUUAGGAGUAUGCCUGAUGCGCUGGUAUGGGCAUCCGGCAUUCAUGUCCCUCUUGAAAGAUAUGCUGCUGAGCGCCCUCGUCUGCGGGGGGGGGGAUGGGGUUCCUUAAGGAACAUAAGAACACGAGCGUGUGGACGUUUGAAAAAAUGACAGUCUUGCUUUCACCCUUGGAACCCUGUGAGGUGUAACAUUGCAAAUAAUUGGGGUAGCGGCAAGCGCCGUAUGACUCACUGGGACAGGUGCACGUAAUUGCCAGACUCCUAGCUUCUAUUUUUUAGAUUUUACCAGAUAGCGUGUAGUACAGACAAGCACGGAAAGGGUGGCGGGGCUGACGUUCCGGCAACGCACGGCGUGGGGGACUCCCCACAGACCGGAGCGGGGGCUGGGUGUUUUAAAGGUAGAUAAAGCGCCCAAAUAACGCUAGGCUUUGACUCAUCCUGAGGCCUUGCGUACCUUGGCCAUUGUUUUUUAUUUGCGGAUGGGUGCCUUAUUGUAGCGUGAUCAUGUUGCUUGGAUGUUUGGCUGUUGCUUGCUGGGGAAACGGCGGCGCCGCGGAGGCGACUAGCAGUGGGGCGAACUUGGGGUGCGGUCUACCGUUCAGGUGGUGGCCUGUGCAUGGCUGUA
Messenger RNA from Astrephomene gubernaculifera, 1315 nucleotides. The record is from the annotation of a GenBank genome assembly. NCBI's taxonomy places the organism in Eukaryota, Viridiplantae, Chlorophyta, Chlorophyceae, Chlamydomonadales, Astrephomenaceae.